AUCCUCUGAAAAUUAGUUCGUUCUGGAAAACUAUUUUCGUGGGACUGGUUGUUUCUAGUAGAUGCUUUUCUGGUAGAAGAUCUGUUUCGGUAAACGUUAUUCUGAGGAAUGUUAUUUAAAAAAAAUGAAUUCUAGAUAUUGUGUUUGGAUGCAACAUGCACCGAAUCAGUCGAAUACCAAUUCCGGCAUACACUAGUAGAGUAGUGGCAUGAACCCAAUUCUAGCAAAAAGAAGUAGUAUAUCCUUUUGCUGUAUCAGAAAACAGAAGAAAAGCGUUUUUUAAUGAAUUCAUUCUUGUAAAUUUCAUCGUUGUUCAGUAGACGGCAGUUUUCUUCACUUAACUACAAACCUGUGCCUUCGGAUAUUGGAAAAACUCAGUCUAAAGAUUUCCGAUUGUGUUUCAUUGGCAACACUUCCUCGUCCAUUUCUUGGUUUCCUAGGUUUUGUCGUUUCCACUGAACUGAAGAUGAUCGAUCGAACAGGCCUGGCCAAACUUUAUUCCCCUUGUCGAAUUUCACCUUCAUUUUCAAGCACUUGCUUCAAUCAUUUCCAGCGAUUCCGUUGUCCAAGAUGCGUGUGUGUGAGCGUGCAAAGCGGUCAGCCAGCAUGGAUGUGCACAUCCACCCUCUCUGCAUUGAAUCCUUUGCCUUCGUUUGCACUUCCACGACCACGACAACGACAACAACGACGACGAUGAUGACGAAGAAGCUAGUGUGUGAGUGCGGCGCCUCCGGACGGUGUAGCGUUAACUUUGUUGUAAAAUUGUGCUGCAGUUAUUAAACAACUUUCGUCACAUGCAUGAACUUCUUCCUUUCAACGCACCGAAGCAGCACUAGCAGCAGCUCACGACGCGACGGCUAAAGGCAUCAUCCUUACGCGCGGCACCGUCAUUUCUUCACCAACUUUCGUGGAAGAAAAGUGCGUGAAUUGUAGUUCUGGUCCGCGCGACGUUCUGAGGUCCCUUUUCCACAGAGGAGGGGACCACCCUCGUGUUACACCGAGUAGCAAUCGGAAGAAAAGAACAAACGAAAAAAAAACUCGGCCUCACCGUUCCGUUUUCGGUUUUUUGGCAUUCUUGGGGGAUCCUCGUCGAAGGAAUUUGAUUAAAAAAAAACAAAAUCCCUCACUUUUCGGCUUUUACUUUAGUUCAGUCAAAGAAAAAAAAAAUCAAGUGCAAUAAGAUAAGUGCUUUCUUAGAAAAAAAAAUUCAAAAUUUUCCCUUCGCUCGAACAACGACCGACCGUGCGGCUCCAUUCGAAAUAAAUCACUCACUCACCCACACACACGGAGAGAAAGAGAAAAAAUCAACCAGUGCGAAAUUGUGAUAAUUGAGCAAAAGAGCAAAAUGUUUUCGAUUGAAUCAAUUUUAAAGUCUCAAAUCUCCCAGAGGUAGUGUAGAUAAGAUUCCAGCAGGUUAGCACUGGUUUGCACACCAACCAAAUCAAAAGCCAAACAAAAACAAAAAACAAAUUACCAAAAAAAAAAACGAAAUAAACAGAAACAAAAAAUAAAACAAACAAACAAACGAAAAAUAAAAACGAACAACCUCUUUUUCAUGGUUGAAACUACGCCUGUAACAAAUCAACUAGACCAAAAAACAACCAAACGAGAGUGCCAAACGCAAGCGGGAUAUGAUUUUUGUGUUUCACCUACGGCAUUUGAUGAAGAUUCGGACCCCAGCGAGGGUCCCAAUGUUUGCUAGUAUUUCUGCAGUUUUCAGUACCCUACCGCUAGCACUAGUACUACUACCGCUACUACGGCCAAACAAGCAAUUGAACGCUGUCGAGAGUCAGAAUGCAGAUUCAGCACGUACGGGACCUGUGUGCCGUGCCGGGUGCGGCCGCCGAGCUCAACUGCACCGGUGAUAUCCUGUCGGUGCAGAACUUGCUGCCGCAGUUGGCUCCACCGGAGAACAAACCGCACCAGUGCCAGCAGUGUCUGAAGAGUUUCUCCUCCAACCACCAGCUGGUGCAGCAUAUCCGGGUCCACACCGGCGAGAAACCGUACAAAUGUUCCUACUGUGAUCGCAAGUUCAAGCAGCUGUCGCACGUCCAGCAGCACACUCGGCUGCAUACCGGUGAACGCCCGUACAAAUGUCACCUGCCGGACUGCGGCCGUGCGUUCAUUCAGCUGUCGAACCUGCAGCAGCACCUGCGCAACCACGAUGCCCAAGUCGAGCGGGCCAAGAGCCGACCGUUUCAUUGCAAUCUGUGCGGCAAGGGAUUUGCCACCGAGUCCAGUCUGCGAACACAUACUUCCAAGGAACUCCAACUGCAUCUUGGCGUUCUGCAGCAGCAUGCAGCUUUGAUCAGUAACUCCAACAGCGUGACGUGUAACGUAUGUAGCAAGAUCUUCCUGGGCGUGGACGCCCUCAACGAACACAUCAAGUACUCGCAUAAAGAAGUGGCUGCUUUUCAACCACAAACCGAACCGAACCAAAUCCAUUCCCCCGCCUACGCACUACCAGAGUACAGUAGCAAAUGUCUAGAGGAACUGAAACAUACACUUUCUUACACUACAGUGAAGCGAAGAGUAGCGAACCACCCGUGUCCGAUGUGCGGCAAGCACUACGUCAACGAGGGAUGUCUGCGGAAACACCUGCUGACGCAUCCACGAACGGCCGGAGCCGGACCUCCGUUCCGCUCCAAUCUGCAGAUGUGGCCCUGCUCGGUAUGUCAGGCCGUAUUCACCCACGAGUCCGGUCUCAUCACCCACAUCGAGCACAUGAAGAUGGAUCCGAAACACCAGUUUGCCGCCCAGUAUAUGUUCACCAAGGCAGUUGUCGAACAGCGGGAAAAGGAAUCCAAUGUACUCGGGAUGGGAAGCAGCGGUUCCAAUCCAAUGAUUUCGGUGAAGGAGUUGACACAGAAUAGCAUUUCACCACUGAACUAUUCGGAGAAUUCAUCGACCAUGGGAUCGGAAAAGAAUGGUGAGGGUGGAGGAGGAGGAGGUGGCGGAGGCUUUGAGAACCAUCGCUUGACGAAUGUCGCGGCGGCUGCGGCUGCCGUUGCAGGCGGUCACGGUAAUCCGUUCGGGAUGGUUCCCGGAGAUAACAACAACAGUCAGUUUUCGCGUAUGAUGAUGCUUCAGGAGCCGAAGUUUGAUCCGGAUUUGAUGCUACCGACGGAUGGCACUUCGUCCGCUGUGCAAGCAGCAGUCGUCAAUUUGGCUACGGCGAUGCGCAUAGGACAAAGUUUUAAGAAUAAUUCGAUCCACGGUGAUCAUCUUGGGCAGCCGAGUCUGGGGCCGUUGAAAAAGAAGAGCAAUUUUAUCAAUUUUAACGAAAUGAAAUACCCGCUGGCGAAUCGUCAGAAUUUCUCUUCCGUUGAUUCGCCAGUUGGCGCCGGAGCUGGUCUCGGUGCCGGCCAGAGUCCGUGUGGUCCGUCAUCCGAGACGGCAAUCCGAAUCCAGCAGGCGGAAGCGAUUUUAAGAUCUCAAGCGGAAGCGGCACUUCGGUUGGCCGUUUCGCAGGCCCAAGCCGUGGUGUCCUCCAAUGCCGUUGGGGGAGGAGCUGGUGGACACGUAGGUGGUCAUGUGGGACCCUUGGGGAAUCAUCCGUUAAUGGGCAGGUGCAAUGAUGAGAAUAGAUCAAACGAAAAUUGUCCCCCCUUUGAUCCCCACGGGGAACAACUGAGGGCGGUCAUGAGAGAACAUCACGCUCACCAACAACAACUGCAACAGCAGCAGCUACAGCAGCAACAGCAACAACAACAACAACAGCAACAGAAUAACGAUGAGUGCCAUCAAUACUCGCAGAGUCCUGUGCCGAGAAAUGGACUGGACCUUACCGACGAGUUCCUAAAAAGUGAAAACGUACUGAAAGGGUGAGAGUAGAUGUAAAUUUUGAUGCCAUAUUAUAUUUAAUUUAAAUCAAUACAAAUCAUGGGACGAAGAGCGAAGCAAAUACGGUGCAGAGUUAGUAGAGGAAUUAGGCACGAGAAAAGGGAAAAAAAUCGCGGUUCGCGGGAAACCGCAAACCGACACUUACACAUUUGAUUAUUAUGCGAUAAUCUGGGACUUGAAUGUGUGAAUCAAUAACUAAAUGAUAAAAUAAUAAAACUGAUGCAUUAUGCCAUAUUAUAAAGUA
Malaya genurostris is the source of this 4087-nucleotide messenger RNA. RefSeq names its product PR domain zinc finger protein 15 (gene dati). The record is from RefSeq and is a predicted model, not a curated record. NCBI's taxonomy places the organism in Eukaryota, Metazoa, Arthropoda, Insecta, Diptera, Culicidae. Gene Ontology annotation, molecular function: RNA polymerase II cis-regulatory region sequence-specific DNA binding; DNA-binding transcription factor activity, RNA polymerase II-specific. Gene Ontology annotation, cellular component: nucleus. The transcript has 6 exons. Bases 1795 to 3828 code for a protein of 677 amino acids. Gene Ontology annotation, biological process: regulation of transcription by RNA polymerase II.